This is a messenger RNA of Wyeomyia smithii (pitcher-plant mosquito), 4516 nucleotides long. Its product is annotated as angiopoietin-2-like. Bases 118 to 1926 code for a protein of 602 amino acids. The record is from RefSeq and is a predicted model, not a curated record. NCBI's taxonomy places the organism in Eukaryota, Metazoa, Arthropoda, Insecta, Diptera, Culicidae. The transcript has 6 exons.
CAGCACACCUCACGCAUAGCAGCAUCUAUGGUUUAGUUGCUGUCGUUGCUUAACUAUAAAGCCUAUUAGGUAUUUAACAAUUCUUGGUGUUUAUAAGUUUUUACUGUUUUACUGUACAUGAAGGCUCUCUACAACACAUCAAAUAACAUGCUGUUGACACUGCUAUUUAUAUUUGUGCAAAAAAUAUCAUCUGCCAUAUUGCUCGAUGAUCAUGUAUCGAAAGAAACAAAUGAUCUCCAAAAGCAGUUACUCGAUGUUAGAUACCAUUUAGAGAAAUUUAAUUCCCACUAUUUAAUUAAUCUUGAACAACGGAUGUUACACAUUCUCACCACAAUGACCAGCAUGGACAGUAAUGUGAAGACUCUACAGGAGAAAUCGCAAAUAUGGGAUGUUUUUCAACAUCAUAUUGGAGCCUGGAGUGAUCAUAUCAAAUCUGUGGACCAUAAACUAGAUUUGCUUAAAAAUGCUCAGCAAAGCAUUUCACCAAACCUGGAAUCGAAACUUGCAAAUCUGGAUUUUAAAGUACAACAUGUUUUCGAUAAAAUGAAUACAAUAGAUGAAAAGCUUCACGACAUUACCAAAACCGUAUACGCACUGUCAAGCAACUAUCGUAAGCGUCGAAACGAUCGCGAAUCGGUUGAUCAAGAAACUGCUAUGGUGAAAUUAAGUAACCUGCAAAAACAACUGAAUCGUCUUGAAUCGAGCAUAACGAGUUGCCAGCGAAAAAAUGGUAAUUGUAAUAACAAAGCUAAGAAAGAUGCCCAAGAUUUCGAGGAUGAACUAGAUGAUUUUUUUGAUAAACUUGCGACAAAGAAACUUAAAGAUAUUGCGACAAGCCGAAAGCAAAGUCGUUCAAUUGAUAACUUAUCAAAUUUGUUGCGUUCAGUGGAUGAACGUACUAUUAGAAUCUAUGACUUGGAAGCUAAUCAAUUUGAACAGAUAUUAAGUUGUUGUAAACGUACUGACCAUGAAAUAACGACAUUCACAAAUAGUGCAGACAUUUUAUUGAAGCGCAUCGAGCGUCUUGUUAUUUCUGUUGAUGAGAAGAUUGAACAGAGAAACCAGCAACAAUGUGUUGAUGAACCAACUCCAACAACAACUGAGAGUGAUGUUUCAACAAUGAUCGAACUUGGUAGUGGUGACGAUUUUGAUUCAACUUCGACAACGAUAAAUUCAAAAACAUCAGAGGUAGACUUUGAUGUUUUUGAUUACCACCAGCCUCAUAAGCAGGGCUGUGAACAACUUACGUUUAGAGUUGAUGGGGUUUACACGUUUGGUACGAUUGAACUGAAUGAGGCAAAUCGGGAUUACAAUAGGCGUUACUGUAAAUUUGCUACUGAUGGACCCGCUUGGACUGUUAUUCAACGUCGACAGUUGAAUGAUCUACAGGAAAAUUUUAAUCAAUCGUGGAACGUUUACAAAAAUGGGUUUGGCGACUUGAACAAGGAGUUCUGGUUCGGGAACAAUUUCAUUCACAUGCUUACUUACGACGAUAAUGUGGAGUUAAGAAUAGAAUUGGAAGAUUUUGAUGAGAAUAAUGCUUAUGCAGAAUAUAAAACAUUUCGCAUAGAUACAGAAAAGUUCAAUUAUAAUCUUAUGAUUUCUGAUUUUCACGGGAAUGCUUCGAAUGCAAUGGCAUAUCAUAAUGAUCAGGACUUUAGUACAUUCGAUCGAGACAAUGACAAAUCAAAUGGAUCUUUUGCAUGUGCGUUGAGUUUCGGUAGUGGAUGGUGGUUCAACAACUGUGCUGAGUCUAACUUAAAUGGAAAAUACUACGUAGACAACCCAAAAUCACACAAAUCUACUGGAAUAUUGUGGGAGACAUGGUUAGGGGACUAUUCUCUCAAAUCAUCAUCAAUGAUGAUUCGCUCUAGAGAAAAUUGGAAUGGUGCUAGCGAUGAUCAGAGGCAGCCACAAGACCCCUGAGCGCGUAAACUAUUAAAACCAAAUGUAACAAGAUUUGGAAACAAUAGUGUUUUUAGGACAAGAGCUUGAACCAAUUCAUAGUUAUCAGUUUAAAUUAUUUUUAAUCUUCUUUAAGUACCAUGAGAUUAAGGUACAAGGUACAAGCGCGGGUAAAAGUAAACUUAGCCAUAACAAACUCUCUCUUGUUUGCUUGCAUAGAAUAUAGUACGACAUAACAUAGAAUAUUUAUUGCUCGUAUACGCUCCAUCGUCAAAAUGACAUCAGCGUCAAGUUAUUGACAACAAACUACUCGAAACAACCUGAGCGACCUUUGUACAAUACCAGCUGAAAAACGAUUCAGGUACAACAAACCGUUUCUGUAAUGAAAUAAUAUAUUUCAAGAUAGGAAUAAGUAUUUCAAUUAGAUCAAAAACAUUUCGAAAGUUUUGAAUAUCAUAAAGAGUCUGCUUUGCUAUCUGUUAUUUAGGAAUGUAAUUAGUGUAGGAAUGUAAAUUAUAACUAUUUUUCGUCACAUAUUAUUUUAACAGAAAAUGAAAUUACCAUCAGGAAACACAGUGUUAAAGCGCAAGCACACAACUUUGCGCAAUAACGUCUCCCAGCUGGUCUCGAGGUACGAUGCUGGCCAGUUAUCGAAGGUUCGAGUCUCGGUUCGGAAGAUACUGUUAUGCCUUGUUCAGACUACGCUGCAUAUCACCUGAUAUCGCCAGAUGAUAUCGAAUAUCACCUCGGGUGUUCACUAGAGUGGCCAUUAUUGUAACAUCAUGCGAAUUCGAUGAGCGCCGGGCGGAAAACGUUUCCUUUUUACUCCAAAAAUAAGCCAUGAAAAUUUGAAGUUGAUCCGAGUUCAUUAAAUGGACCCACAAAACGCUUAUAUUAAAAAAAUAAUAGAUUCUCAUAAGAACUGUUGUUUUUAACUCUUUUUGGAAUUUUCGCCUUAGUUUCUUAAAAUAGUUGUAUAUUUUGCGACGAAAUACUCUUCAAUUAUAAAAUCAUAUCGUUAGGGACAUUCACAUAUUUCGUAACGCUAAAUUAUAGCAAUUCUGAACACCUCCCACCCAUAAAUAACGCAAUUUUGCAUGGGGGCCUCGCGCAAUGGAACUCUUCGUUGAAUAUCCCCUUCUACUUAGUACGUAAUGAAUGAAUGACCUCUCAUAUUCGUUAGAGGUUUUGAAACUGCCAUUCAGUGAUUAUAUCCUCAAUCGUACUUCAUUGCUGCAACUGCGUGAAGUGAACCGCCACAAUCGGAUUGGUGAAGCAAAAUUAUUAAAAUUAUUAAGAACUUUUUGUAUGGAUUUAAUGUUAUUUUGAAUAUUAUUAUUAUUAUUAUUUUCUAUGAAACAGUUCAGCACUAGUGAUCUGAAUGCACUACGAUGGCGAAUUUUAUCAAAUACGGUCGGUAGAUCUCCUGUUGAUCGAAUAGCAAUUCUCAGAGUUUUGAUGAAAGUGCAAAGUUCUUGGGUGCGCUCAAAAUAGAUUCAAGCUACGGCAAAAAUAUCGCCUAAGAAGUUCAUAAUACGCUAGUGGAUCGAAAUAUUUCGGAAAAGUUUCGAAAAUUAAAAAAUAUUACUUGUCCUCUUCAUUUCUAUGAACUUUUAUGCAAAAUAUAUUACAUGGCAAGAGCAUCGGACUUCAAACACUUGUCUUUAACCGUUUUACAAGAGCAUCAAACGAAAUCAACUCAUUCACAGCCAAUCAAGUCACUCACAGCUUCAAUGAUCCAAAAGUUCUGAUCAUUGACCAUAAAUUGCAUUCAAGACAUGUCCCUGUUGGUAGUCAAACUUCACAUUCAAGUGUUUUUCGGAUGUACGAGUGCUGGCUAAUGUAUUUAUCAAGUUAUGAAUUUUCUACGUGAUUCUUUCGCUUAUGCCGAAAUUGAUAGUCGUCUCAGACGCUGUAACUGAAAAGAUGAAGAAUCGCUUGUGGUAUUUAAGCUUGAAUAUAAACAAAAAAUGAUCAGGCAAAUAAAAGCGAAUGGUCCUUAAGGUGAAACGGUGUUGAAGCCAAUAACAGCCAAUUUUGAGCCACCACUUCGUAUUUUUAGAAGCACAGGACUCGGAAAUAAAUAAUGCACUCCCUGUGAAAACGCUAUUUUAUGUUUGCUUCACCACAGCAAACAUAAAACAGCCUUUUCACAGAUGACGCAUUACUUGUUACCGAGUCUUGUGCCUUUGAAAAUUCAAAGUGGUGGCUCGAAGGCGGCCAUUUUUGGUUUGAAUACCGUUUGGCCUUAAAUAGCUGAUGUCGAAUGUAUGUUAUUAAUCCCAUCUCGUUUUAUACAAAACCAAUGCUUUCUUUUCGAAUUUUGAACUUAAUAUUGAUUUUUUCGACCGUGACCCAGCCGAAUAGAAAAAUAAUGAGGAAUAGCACACCUUAUUCAAAAAUCAUUCGCUUUAAACGACGCCAGAGAACAUGGUGUUAAAUUCAUGAAAAAUUCUAACUGUGUUCCAACACAUAAUUAAGACGAACUUCAGUUUAUAUUGCAUGUAGUUGGUUCAUACCGUAAAAAUACCCACCUCAUUCAAAAUCCGAUCUUUUUAACAAACAUCAAAAGUUUUAAAAUAUUUUAAACAUAAAUUAGGACAAUAAUAUA